Abrus precatorius (Indian licorice) is the source of this 3223-nucleotide messenger RNA. RefSeq lists its product as uncharacterized. Gene Ontology annotation, biological process: post-transcriptional regulation of gene expression. The transcript is spliced from 5 exons. Gene Ontology annotation, cellular component: cytoplasm. The record is from RefSeq and is a predicted model, not a curated record. NCBI's taxonomy places the organism in Eukaryota, Viridiplantae, Streptophyta, Magnoliopsida, Fabales, Fabaceae. The coding region runs from base 395 to 2734 and encodes 779 amino acids. Gene Ontology annotation, molecular function: mRNA binding.
GAGAGAGAGAUAAGAAUUAAGAGAAAAAUAGAAAGGCUAGAUAGAGCGUCUCUUCGUUUGCAGCUUUAAUGGCGUGUGAGACUACGCUGAGUGUGUAGAUAUAUAUACCUACGGUGCCCAGUAACCGUAUCUCAGUGAGUCUUCAAUCUUUGCAUGCUUCACCAACUCCUCCUAAAUAAAACCCACUAACCCAAACCAGAUCGUUUUCUCAAAUGAAAAUGCAAAUGCAAUUGCGAGUUCUAUCGCCAAGACGCCACCUUUGAUUGUUCAGCCCCUACCCAGAUAUGACCGAUUUCUCUUUCAAUCAACGUCUGAAAUGGGUUUUCCCUUUCUGAUUCUGGGCUUCUUUUGAUUUUGCUGCUUUUGUUUUUCUUCUCCAUUUGUUGGUGCUGACAUGGCGAAAAAGAUGAUAGAUAACGCGAAGGACGCUGGCGAACUGGAGGAGCUUGAAAUGUUGCUGGAUGAGAUCCCUCACGCAACAUCACACAAUCUUCCUCAUCUUUGUCAUCGGCAUGGACACGAGCGUGGUGGUGGUGAUGAUCAUGGCUAUUUCGGAAACUAUGGUAAUGGUAAUGGUAAUGGUAUGUAUUAUGAUGAUGAGCCUUUAACUCAGACUAAGUUUCCGUGUGCAUCAUCAUCACCUGUCAGUGGCUUUUCUCUGCAAUCUGAUGGCUCUUCUUCGAGCUUGGCUGGACGUUCCUUAUCUGACGCUGGUUCACCAACCCCUUCUCCUUUUGACGACCUCAAACCUAACAUGCCUUCUGGAACCUUCUGUUACCCCAACACCCUUUGGUUGGAUUCCAAGAUACCCGAUUCGACUUUCGUUGUGAGGGAGAAACCCAGUGAGAGUUUGGUUGAUGAACUUGGCCUAUGCGCCAAUUUCACUAUAAUGUGCAUUGGUAAUGGUAAUCCACAGGAGAAUAGUAAUGUGCUUCCAUUUCGUCAUUCUUCUUUGAAUGCAAAUAAUUUUAACUAUAGUAACAAUAAUCCUUCACUCAGUAAUGUACACAACACGCAUGGUGGGGAUUAUGACAAUUUCAAGAGAGGGUUUUGCGAUUCUGCUGGAUUUCAAUCCCCUUUCACCAGGACAAGGAGUCCUAUCAGUCACUGUGCUGAAAUGAAUUCGGCAUUGUCGGGGUUAACACGGGAUUAUAAAAUAGCUAAUUUAGUUGGAUCACAGCCCUGUCCCGGCCGGCAUGAUGGCCGGUUCUCUCAAUUGAAUGGCUUUGGUGGUUCAAUUGAUUCUCCAAGGCACAGAAGGCAGUUACUGAUGAAUGACUACUAUUGUAGGGGAAGUGUGGCACCCGAGCUUGUUGCUUCCUUGAGUAGAGAUGCGCCAGUUGAUGCUUCCAUGUAUGCACAGAAAUAUGGAAUGAAUUUAUUGGAAGAAAGGGGUGUGUCCAGAUUGCCUAACUAUUCCCUUUGUACUAAUUUUAGGCCUUGUAACGCUGUUCAAGAGUUACAGCAGUAUGGCCUCUCUGUGCCUAAUGCAAGAGCUGUACCACCUUCAAAUGCUAGAGUCCCCCAAGGAAAUCUAGAUGCAGUUGCAAGUGAGGGGAGCUUCAUCAUACAAGGUGAAGGUUUAAAUUAUGUUGUUGGCAGGGAUUUGAAUCAUUCAAAGUGUCAGCGUGCUGUGCGCGAAACUGGCUUUGCUAAGCAGCUACAGAGGUCUGAGCUAGACAUCAGACACCAAGUUGUAGGACAUGAAAAUCCUAGGAGUCCUAGGAAUGGUUGCUCAUUCCCUUUGUUACCCAAGUAUAAUUCCCUUGCAGAUGCUAGAGGGUCGAUAUAUUUAAUAGCCAAAGAUCAGCACGGCUGUAGAUUCCUGCAAAGAAUGUUUGAUGAGGGUGCACCAGAAGACAUUCAAGUGAUAUUUAAUGAGAUCAUUGAUCAUGUCGUGGAACUUAUGAUGAAUCCUUUUGGAAAUUACCUCAUGCAGAAGUUGUUGGAUGUCUGCAAUGAAGAACAGAGGAUGCAGAUCAUACUCAUGGUUACUUUGGAACCGGGGCAGCUUGUUAGAAUCUCUUUAAACACUCAUGGCACUCGUGUGGUACAAAAGCUGAUUGAGACUCUCAAAACUAGGCAGCAAAUUCUGUUAGUUGUGUCGGCUCUUGAACCAGGAUUCUUGGCCCUCAUCAAAGAUCUUAAUGGAAAUCAUGUGGUUCAGCAUUGUCUGCAAUGCCUGAGCAAUGAAGAUAACAAGUUCAUAUUUGUUGCUGCUGCAAAGUAUUGCGUUGACAUUGCAACUCAUCAACAUGGAUGUUGUGUUCUGCAAAGAUGCAUUGGUCAUUCAAGUGGGGAGCACAGAGAAAAACUGGUUGCAGAAAUAUCUGCUAAUGCACUUCUGCUAGCUCAAGAUCAAUAUGGAAAUUAUGUUGUUCAAUUUAUCUUGGACUUGAGGAUUCCAUCUGCCACUGCAACUUUAAGCUUGCAAUUUGAGGGUAAAUACGUGCACCUGUCAAUGCAGAAGUUCAGUAGCCAUGUGGUCGAAAAAUGUCUUGCUGUAUUCAAUGAUGAGAAUCGGUCAAGAGUCAUUCGUGAACUGCUUUCAACUCCUCACUUUGAACAGUUGCUUCAAGAUCCACAUGCUAAUUAUGUUGUUCAGUCAGCUCUUCGACAUUCUGAGGGCCAUGUGCAUAAUUCACUAGUUGAAGCAAUUGAAAGCCACAAAGCAAUUUCACGAAACAGCCCGUAUUCCAAGAAGAUUUUCUCGCAGAAGCUUUUAAAGAAAUGAUGUAUAUUCUUCCCUUAACAAGGAGUGUUGUUGUCCUACAUUAAAAAUCAUUUCGGAGUUUGCCACUGAACAAAUGCAUUGCAUGGUUAUUUAACUGUAAGUUGGGAUGCUGAUAACCAUACAAAGGAGUCAAUCUGUUUAGAAUUGCUUAUCUAUCUGCUCAGCUAAUUUUUGAUGGGAAAAAAAAAAAAAGAACAAAGAGCAGACAAUUUUGCUCCCUUUUAAAUUUGAGACUUGUGAAUGUACUAUUCUGUUGUCUUGUAUCUCAACUUUAUGAAUAUUAUUAUCCUGUUAAUUAUGGUAUUCUCACUGGCUGAGAAUGUACAGUGUAUAGUGUUAGGAUGUUUGCUGCUACUGUAAAAUACUAAGAGGAAUCUCUCAAAAUAACUUCCUUUGUCUCGCAAGGGAGUGAAUGACCAAGCUGGUGCUUUAAUUGUAUUUUCAUUUAUUAUAAUUCCCUCCUCUUAAUUUUAGAAUCACAUUUCCUGU